UCCCUUUUCCAUUUCUUCCAAACAGUUGAAUUUGAAAGCAUUGUAUGAUCGAGAGAAAGGGAGAAUCAACAAUGGGGAUUUCUCACAGCUGCUUCUCUUCAUUCACAUUGCUACUCAUUCUGUUGUUCGUUUGUGUCAGUGCCACAGCCCAGAAAACAGAGCUGAAUUCGAGGCUUGCUGAGGGAAACAAAUUGCAGGAUUUAAACAAGUCAUCAAUGGCACACCAGUUCGAUGAUGAGAAAUGGAGAAAUGAGCAUGCUGUGGAGAAUCCAGAGGAAAUUGCUUCAAUGGUUGAUAUGAGCAUAAAAAAUAGUACCGUGAGGAGAAACUUGGGAUAUUUCUCGUGCGGAUCAGGGAAUCCGAUCGAUGACUGUUGGCGGUGUGACCGGCUAUGGUAUCGUAGGCGGAGACGCCUUGCGAACUGUGCCAUCGGGUUCGGACGCAAUGCCGUCGGUGGUCGUGAUGGAAGGUACUACGUUGUGACUGACUCUGGUGAUGAUGACCCUGUGAACCCUAAGCCAGGGACCCUGCGCCAUGCUGUUAUCCAAGACAGGCCUCUUUGGAUCGUGUUCAAGCGUGACAUGGUGAUCACGUUGAAGCAGGAGCUGAUCAUGAACAGUUUUAAGACGAUUGACGCUCGUGGUGUCAAUGUUCAUAUCGCUUACGGUGCCUGCAUCACCAUCCAGUUUGUCACCAACAUUAUCAUCCAUGGACUCCACAUUCAUGACUGCAAGCCCACAGGGAAUGCCAUGGUUCGAAGCUCCCCGUCUCAUUAUGGAUGGAGAACCAUGGCGGAUGGGGAUGGCAUUUCGAUCUUCGGUGCGAGCCAUAUCUGGAUCGACCACAACUCACUGUCUAAUUGUGCUGAUGGACUUAUCGAUGCAGUAAUGGGAUCCACAGCAAUUACAAUCUCGAACAACUACUUCACUCAUCACAAUGAGGUUAUGCUAUUGGGACAUAGUGAUUCUUAUGUAAGAGACAAGCAGAUGCAAGUCACCAUUGCUUAUAACCACUUCGGUGAGGGUCUUAUCCAACGAAUGCCGAGGUGUCGACACGGAUAUUUCCAUGUAGUGAACAAUGACUAUACACAUUGGGAAAUGUAUGCAAUUGGCGGAAGCGCCGAUCCCACCAUUAACAGCCAAGGCAACCGUUUCCUUGCCCCUAAUAACCCCUUUGCCAAGGAGGUUACAAAGAGAGAAGGCGGAUGGAAUGGUGAAUGGAAACAAUGGAAUUGGAGAUCGGAAGGAGAUCUGUUGUUAAACGGAGCAUAUUUCACUCCAUCAGGUGUAGGAGCAGCUGCUAGCUAUGCCAGGGCCUCGAGCUUAGGUGCCAAAUUGUCUUCCUUGGUCAGCAUCAUUACUUCAAAUGCAGGAGCUCUUGCCUGCAUCAAUGGCCGAAUGUGUUAACUCACGUUGUCUUAACCGAAAUUCCAAGCAAAAGGAGAUGAAAACCUACUUGUUUUCUUCCCAUAUGCAUAUAAUUAUGUUGUUCCAUAUAGCACGUAGUGUAAAACAUUUCACUUGUCAUAACAUGCCAUUGAUCGACCUCGGCCUCUUUUAAGCUGCGUUAGUGUUGCUCAUUUCCAUGUUUUUGCUUCUCUUUGUAAUUAUGUAUUUCCUCUUACCAGUCUAAUGACUCAAAUUGCUGCUUACU
Hibiscus syriacus is the source of this 1653-nucleotide messenger RNA. RefSeq names its product probable pectate lyase 20. The transcript is spliced from 7 exons. The record is from RefSeq and is a predicted model, not a curated record. Gene Ontology annotation, molecular function: pectate lyase activity. NCBI's taxonomy places the organism in Eukaryota, Viridiplantae, Streptophyta, Magnoliopsida, Malvales, Malvaceae. The coding region runs from base 45 to 1406 and encodes 453 amino acids.